AUGGAGGAAACACGCCUCUACAGUAGGCCCGAAGGCACGCAGCGCCUUGCGGAUGCCUUGGAGAAGCCAAUGCUGGACGAUCGAUCAUAUCGCGUGAUAAGACUUCCGAACCAGCUCGAAGCUCUUCUCAUUCACGACCCGGACACAGACAAGGCAUCGGCAGCCAUGGACGUCGAUGUUGGAAGCUUGGCAGACCCCGAGGACAUGCAGGGUAUGGCGCAUGCCGUAGAGCACUUGCUGUUCAUGGGCACGGAAAAGUACCCAGGCGAGAACGAGUACAACGCAUAUUUGACCAAAUAUGCUGGUCACUCAAAUGCUUUCACCGCGCCUACUUCGACCAAUUACUAUUUCGAAUUGUCCGCGACGUCUACAUCCAACAGCGCAGCCUCGUCAGCGAACAACAGUCAAGCCAGCUUGCCGAUAAUCAAGACCAAGGCGCCUCUGUAUGGCGCCCUUGAUCGAUUCGCCCAAUUCUUCGUCAAGCCGCUGUUCAGCGAGGAUACACUAGACCGCGAGUUGCGCGCUGUUGACUCGGAGAACAAGAAGAACCUGCAGAGCGACAACUGGCGCUUGAUGCAGUUGGAGAAGGCAUGUUCGAGCAAGGCACAUCCAUAUCAUCUGUUUGCGACUGGAAACUACAAGUUAUUGCAUGACGAUCCCAUCGCGCGUGGCGUGAAGAUACGAGAGGAGUUCAUCAAGUUCUACCAAAAGAACUACUCGGCCAACCGCAUGCGACUGGUCGUUCUCGGUAUUGAGAGCUUGGAUGAGAUGCAAGGUUGGGUUGAGGAGCUGUUUACAAAUGUCCCCAACCAGGAUCUUCCGAAGCUGCGAUGGGACGAUAUUCCUGCACAGACUGCCGAGGAGCUAUGCACUCAGAUCUUCGUCAAACCAGUGAUGGACCAGCGAUCGCUGAACAUCAACUUCCCAUACCCAGACGAAGAGGACAUGUACGACUCCCGACCUAGCCACUACAUUUCUCAUCUCAUUGGCCACGAGGGUCCAGGCAGCAUUUUGACGUACUUGAACGCCAAAGGCUGGGUCAGCGCGCUCAGUGCGGGCGCUAACACCGUGUGUCCUGGGACUGCAUUCUUCAGCAUCAGUCUUCGGCUUACCACAGAUGGACUGAAGCACUAUCAAGAAGUCAUCAAGGCCGUUUUUCAAUACAUCGCCAUGCUCAAGGAGCAGCCGCCGCAGGAGUGGAUCGUUGAAGAGCAAAAGAAGCUUGCUGAGAUCGACUUCAAGUUUCAGCAGAAGAUCCCAGCCGCGCGAACCACAAGCCACCUGAGCGGCGUCAUGCAGAAGCCAAUUCCGCGGGAUCGACUUCUGAGCGGACAGACUUUGAUUCGGACAUUCAACCGGGAGGGCAUUGAGCGUGGACUGGCUGCUCUACGGACGGACAACUUUCGCUUCACUCUCACUAGCCAGGAAUUUCCCGGUGAUUGGGAUAAGAAAGAGAAGUGGUACGGCACCGAAUACAAGUUUGAGAAAAUCCCUCGCGAGUUCAUGCAAGAGCUAGAGGAUACGCAGCGCGUUUCAGCCGACCAGCGACCGGCGGAACUUCACCUGCCUGCAAAGAACGAAUUCAUCCCUCAGCGUCUUGAUGUCGAGAAGAAGGAUAACGUAACUCCCGCACUAUCACCAAAACUCAUUCGCAACGACCCCAACGUCCGAGUCUGGUUCAAGAAGGAUGAUCGCUUCUGGGUGCCGAAAGCCAAUGUCAACCUUUACUUACGCACGCCGCUGCACAACGCGAGCCCGUUCACCAACGUCGUCAUGCAACUUUACAAGGAUCUUGUUGAAGACAGCCUGAUUGAGUAUUCCUAUGAUGCUGAGCUGGCGGGACUGGCUUACAACCUGAUGGGACACGUCAACGCUAUUGAGGUCGGCGUCAGUGGCUACAAUGAUAAAAUGCACGUUUUGCUUGAGAAGGUCCUUGUCUCCAUGCGCGAUCUGGAGGUCAAGCAGGACCGUUUUGACAUCAUGAAGGAGCGCUUGACGCGUAGCUAUCGCAAUGCGGAGUUCAUGGAGCCAUACCGACAGAUCGGCAGCUAUAACCGCUGGCUCAGCAAGAAUCGAGUGUGGGCAAACCAUGAACUUCUAGAGACACUGCCAUCCGUCACUGCAGACGACAUUCGCAGCUUGUACCCUCAGAUAUUGCGCCAGAUGCACAUUGAGAUCUUGGCGCAUGGAAACCUUUACAAAGAAGAUGUUCUACGCAUCGCAGAUCUCGUGGACGCCACACUCAAGCCACAGCCUUUGCCGUCGAGCCAGUGGGAGACAUCUCGCACACUGAACUUCCCACCCGGCAGUAACUACCUCUACGAGCACAAGCUUGCUAACCUGGAGAAUGUCAACCACUGCAUCGACUAUGUCCUUCAUCUUGGAGAUGCACAAGAGCGACCUGUGAGGGCAAAGUUGCUCCUCAUCGCACACAUGCUCCAGGAGCCUUGCUUUGACACCCUGCGGACCAAAGAGCAGCUCGGCUACAUUGUGAGCAGUGGUCCCGUACUCAACGGAAACCAGGCCGGUUUCCGCGUUCUGAUCCAAAGUGAGAAAGACUGCCAGUAUCUCGAGCAGAGGAUCGACGCGUUUCUCAACGCCUCCGUGGACAUGAUCCGAGACAUGCCUCAAGAAGAGUUUGAUGAACACCGCAUUGGCGUGAUUAACCAGCGUCUUGAGAAAUUGAAGAAUCUCAAUCAGGAGAGCGGCCGACUAUGGCAUCACAUCACUUCGGAGAUGUUUGACUUCGAAUCUGUCAACCGUGAUGUGGAAGAGCUUGAAGCUAUCACCCAGAAUGAUGUCCUGGAAUUCUUCACAGACCACUUCAAGCCCGACUCGCCUACGCGAUCCAAGAUGUCCAUCCAUCUCAUUGCUCAGGCUUCCGUAGAUGACGUCGCCGCGGAAACUGACCCUGCGGAGAAGAUGGAGAAGCUUAUUGGACAAAUCACUGACAAGUUUGCUCAGUUGGGGCUCUCUGUCGACAAAGCGGCUUUGUCAACACGCCUGCAGCAGGUGGACGUAGCAGCAGGAGAUGCCAAGGCAAUCAUGUCAUCGGUCGGUAGCUACCUCAAAGAGUCUGCUGGUCUGGCCGAGGAUCAGUUGCAACAAGUGGUACAGCAGGGUCAAAUGAUCAUGCCCCAGCUGCUCGCGGCUGCGGGUAUCAAGGUGCCUGUGCCAGAGCCUGCUAGCAAUGGUAACGGGGUGGAGAAAUCGAUUAACGGCAGCUCUAAGAGCGAGGCCGUGGUUAUCGAGAACGUCCAGGCCUUCAAGAACACCAUGGCACUCAAGCCUGGUCCGCGUGCGGUGAAAGACCCGGCGGAGUUUGAGGAUCUUGAGCCGAAGCUUUGA
Ramularia collo-cygni is the source of this 3348-nucleotide messenger RNA. Its product is annotated as related to N-arginine dibasic convertase NRD1 and related Zn2+-dependent endopeptidases, insulinase superfamily. Gene Ontology annotation, molecular function: metalloendopeptidase activity; metal ion binding. Gene Ontology annotation, cellular component: cytosol; mitochondrion. The transcript is spliced from 2 exons. Gene Ontology annotation, biological process: peptide catabolic process. The coding region runs from base 1 to 3348 and encodes 1115 amino acids. The record is from RefSeq and is a predicted model, not a curated record. NCBI's taxonomy places the organism in Eukaryota, Fungi, Ascomycota, Dothideomycetes, Mycosphaerellales, Mycosphaerellaceae.